This is a messenger RNA of Pomacea canaliculata, 8084 nucleotides long. RefSeq names its product fibroblast growth factor receptor-like 1. Gene Ontology annotation, cellular component: plasma membrane. Gene Ontology annotation, molecular function: fibroblast growth factor receptor activity; fibroblast growth factor binding. The transcript is spliced from 9 exons. The record is from RefSeq and is a predicted model, not a curated record. Bases 1531 to 3108 code for a protein of 525 amino acids. Lineage: Eukaryota; Metazoa; Mollusca; Gastropoda; Architaenioglossa; Ampullariidae.
GGGGCCAGCGCCGAGUGCGACGAGUCGUGAGUGACGGUGGGGGAAGGGGGUGUGAGUGAGAGGGGGGAGGGAAGCAAGAGGAAGACAAAACAUUUUGAAAACAUCGAGCUCUCUGGCGAGAAGACUACCACCUCGCUCUCUCCCCCACACUUGGCGCCCAAAGGGUUUCUGCUGUUGUCCAUGUAGGUCUACGUGUCACCCCCCGGCCCUGUCCCUCAAGUUUUCCUCCCUUGUAAUCCCAAAGGACAAACAAGUCUUUGACACCGCAUCUUCGGAGAACCGUUACAACCAGAGGUCAGCGUAGACAUCCUGUUAUGUGAACCCGCUUCAUUUAACUAGGAUUGUGACCUGUGAUGAAUCAUUGUGCCGACCACAACAGACUCUCGGUAGUUAGGGAAGGAGCAGUGCCCCUUACUUAUAAUCGUGUGCUUACCUGACAAUUACACGCUUGGCUAACUACUUCUCCCCUCGACUGUCCCUUUGUUGAAUAGUCUCUAAAGUAGACAAAGAUGGAGUCCUAGCCUCUUUCCUGCUUCUGUCCUUCGUGCCACGUGAGCGAGUGACAACAUUCUGCUGUCGGACGCCUGUGAGUUCGGACAUUCGUCACUUCUCGUGUGUGAGGUGUGUGUUCGUGUCUGACACUGUGUCAUCCCCAAGCUUGGAGCUGUUCUGGCAACCGAGUGUGUGACAAACAGUUUGAACACUUGCUGGAUGUACAGACCAUUUCGUACCUAUUGCAGGUGUCAACAACAACAACAACAACAACCAUCCUGCAAACACCGUGUACACAAACAACAUACUCUUGUUCUACGCUGAGUUGAUCUCGGGUGUGCGUUGCUAGAGACACCCGGCAGCUCCUGCCUGUUAGCUUUUGACAAGCACUUGGUAACUGAGGAUCCGCUGGGUGUGAGAGAAAAGGCAAGUCACUUAGGAGCUGGAGGCGUCGCGGGGGGCGGAGACUGCGUGUGCACGAGAAGUAACGAGGGAAGUGUGGGUGGGAGGUGGAACUGCUGAUGUAACAGCAAAUUUGUGAGGGGGAAGCGCGUGAACCCCCCUCCUGCAGUCAGCCGCUGGUUAUUGCAAUCGUUUGGGUGGAAGUACCUGAAGAUGACGCCAGGUGCGUCAAUGUUUGAUGACGUUGGUUAGCAGACGACCAGGUGGGCUCGAGCUUGAAUGAAGUCGGGCUCUCGUCGGGAGCAUUGCGCCACUCGCUUGCUCUCUCGCGUCUCUCCAGGCCUAUCGAACCACUGAGCCACCGUGAAGUCUCCCGCCAGGCGCCCACCCCACCCCACCACCACCACCACCACCCCGCUCUGUGAACAGCCGCCGGUGGCCUCUUGCGGAACGGUGUUCAGAGCCAAAGCUGUUCCUCCAACGGCAUCGAGUCCCACAUCUUGUUUGAUACGGUUAUGGUGGUUGUGAUUGAUGCCUGACUACAGUGUGGUGUGCUCAGCCUAGGAGUUACUGUGAUUGUACCCGGAGUACUUGUAUCUGAGGAUUUUACCCGAGCCUUCUAGAGACGGGCGGGCCAUGGGUGUGGUGAGACAGGUGUCAGCGGGACUGCUGCUGCAUCUGCUGUACCUGGUCAGCAUCACCUGGGGCAGUGGUCCCCCAAAGGUGGAUGGGCAGCCACAGCAGCGGCACGUGGCCAAACUGGGCAAGAACACCCGUCUGGUGUGCCCAGUGCAUGCAGACCCCCCACCACUCACUCAGUGGAAGAAAGAUGGACAGACAAUCAACAUGGGCUGGCCACGUUUCAAGGUGACACAAGAUGGCCAGCUAAGGAUCCGUGAGGUUCAAAUGACAGACGCAGGAAUGUACGUUUGCCGUGCUACAAAUGGUUUUGGUAGCAUCAGUGUCAACUACUCAGUUGUUGUUCUUGACGAGGAAAAAAAGAUAGUGCAACAUCAGGACCAGAAGUUCCCACAGUCACCUGACGAAGACUUGACUAGAGAAGGAAUGGCACCAGUGUUCAGCAAGCGGGAAAUGCGAACGCACAUUAUGCGUCCAGUGGGCAGCACCGUACGCCUCAGUUGCCGUGCAGAGGGCAAUCCGGAGCCCCGGGUCACGUGGUACAAGGAAGGUCGGCUGCUAGAAGAGACAGAGGCACGACGGCGGCGACCUCACUGGAUCCUGAAACUGACAAAAGUGCAGGAUGUGGAUGCAGGAGAAUAUUUGUGCAUGGUCAGCAAUCGGCUGGGUCAGCUGAACCACACCUACACUGUGGAGGUUAUAGACUAUUUGCAGAGCAAGCCCAAGCUGGUUUCACCUCACCCACAAAACACAACAGUGGAGCACGGAGCCACGGCCUCAUUUCAGUGUCGUGUGAAGUCUGUCAUGCAACCUAAAGUGAAGUGGUUAAAACGUGUUGAGGACUCAGAGGCAGCUGAGAGCAUGAACACAACCAUUGAGGUCAAGGGACAAAACUUUGUGGUAUUACGCACAGCAGGCGAGGUGUGGAGUGGGCCAGAUGGUUCCUACCUCAACAAGCUUGUCAUCCAUCAUGCCCAGCCUCGUGAUGCAGGGAUGUACAUCUGCCUGGGUGCCAACAGCAUGGGCUACAGUUUUCGAUCUGCGUACCUGCAAGUUGUCCCAGCUGGGCAGCUUGACACAAAAGAGGGGGACAAAUCAUCCACAUCUUCAUCCUACACCACAAGCAGCAGCAAUAACUUGCCACUGUUUGUGGGGUUACCUGCUGGUGGUAUUGUCAUCCUUGUCAUUGUGGCUAUCCUUCUCUUGCAAAAGCGUCGACGAUGUGGCACACCACAGUCAAGCCUCAAGCGUCAUCGCCUUCCAGUCCCGAGCCACGACCGAGAUGCUGGCUACCACAGCUACCACCAUAGCCCUGCCACCACCAACACCAACACCAAUACCAACACUAACACCAACACCAACACAGCUGCUACUGGGGCAAGUGGGGGCAACCAUUUUGUCAACACCUACACACCAAAGACUCCAGCACCAUCCCUUGAUUUUGGCUCGGACAUUUCUUCGGUCUCGCACUCUGGUCCACACCAGCAUCAACAGCAGCAGCUGCCCCAGCAUCACCUGCCACCUCAGCAGCAACCAGUGCAUUUCUAUGGCACGCACAAUACAUACAGUUAUUGAGCUGUCAGCACAUCUGCUUACUAACUGAGCAUAUCUUCUUGCCAUCAUGCUGUGUGAAGCCCAUUAUCACCCUGUCCAUGGUGCCAAUGUGUGAGCCCAAGGAUCUGUGGACCUCUUACAGUUUUCCAUUGACGGAAUUUUUUGCCGUCUGGAUGUGAACUAAAGUGGGAGAUUAAUGGGUGGCCAAACAAUCACACUUAUUGCGAAAUGAGACGCUGCAGAUGUAGGCACAAGUCUGUGUUGUACUGUGGUCCACUGCUGUAUUUAGCCAUCAAGCAGUGGAGAAAUCUGCUUUGUACCUCAAGACAUUAAACUAGGCUGGACAGCCUACAGGGUGAAUUUGACAUAACAAUCAACGUCAUGUCAUCUGCUUGUGUGUGUUAGCUUUCUGAGCAAAACUUGUGGAAGACAAAGGCAAGGAGGUUGCAACCUGUAUCUGUGAUGCUCUUAAGUUUCAUGAACUUGGACACAACCACAUUAUGUAUGUUUAUCAUUGUUCCUGUGCAGACUAAAGGCCGGGGCUCCUGUACUGAAAAAAUACAUAUCUCAGCAAUCAAAACGAGAAAGAAGUUAUUAUGACUUGCUCUUUAUGUGGGCUUGCAUACAUGUUGAUGUCAAUGUUUGAGGAGAAAGGAACAGAAUUCUUGCACAGAAGCCGUUAACCGGUGUAGUAGGUGGAGUGCACAUCGUGAAGGGUAAAGGUGCUGGCCAAGACAAUCAAAGCUGAUUUGCAUUGAUCAGAAGCUGUUAAAUGAUUUUUAUUUAUCUGUAGAAAACAAGUGAGUGUUGUAAAUUAGUAAGGGGAAAAGGGUUGGAAUUGGGGAAGUGAGAGAGAGAAGAAUGCCUUUGUCACUUAUACUUGAGAGUUUUGGGUGAGCAGCUGAAUGCACAUGUUGCUCUAUACAAGUGACUUCUUGCCCUUUUAUUUUUAAUUACAGUAUAUGGAACCAGUCAGGACACCAGGAUAGCUUAUUAAUAAUUUAAUUCAAGUACAAAUCAAUCUUUGAAAAAAAAGCAGUGAUUAUGUUUAGUUUUAUUAAUUUAAAAAAAAAUUCUUUAAAUUGAUCAACAUAGUCUAAUAACUGAUCUUCUCCAGAAAAUUUACAAUCACUAGCAGAGAUUAUAACAUUUACAACAAAAAAUAUGCUAUGGUGAAAAGAUAGAGCGUAUGCAAGUGAAUGUGGAUGUAUGUGUGUUUAUCAUAAGUGGAUAAAUUCUGUCAGCUCCAGACUAAACAUUUAGGUGAGAUUUUUGCUGUAAGCAUUUCUAGGUUGCACUGAAUGCUUUGAGUGAGCUGUCUAGGUAUGUGUAGUGUGCAAUGGCGUCACAUCUUUAAAAGUAAACCUGUUGGGUAACUGAUAUCUUGCAUGUUAUAAAGCUACCUCUUGCUAGAAAGACAAGAAGCUGUCCCUAAAGUUUAGGUCUAUGUUCCUUUAAGACAGAUUUUACCUCAUUGAGUAGAAAAAUAAUAUGCGAAGCACUUCUUUUUGGGAGGGGUGUGGGUAUCAUAAGCUGUACACACUGCUGAUGAGUCACUUGAUUGACUUGGGAAGUGAGUUCUGUCCACAUUUGGCAAAGGUUAUGGUAGUUUAUGUAUUCAAGAUAGGCUGCUGAAAGUGCAUGGGUAGAGACCCAAGGGUGCUUUGAUCCUUUAAAUAUUCUUGAUUGUACCAGAUUUUUUUGUCUUAUUCUCUGAUGCCUGUGUUUCUGACAACAGCAGCCUCACCUUUUUUUUGCUACGUCUAAGAGUGACAUUCACAAGGAGCUAGUUGUAGCAUCAAGGGUGAAUGGCGUUUAUGUGGACAGACAUUCAGCACACUGGUUCACUAACAUUUCUUCGGACAGUCUCAUCAGGGAGUGUAAGCAACAAUAUAGGUGACAGACAAUUACAAAGGACCGGAGAAGACAUUUGUGAGCACAGAAGCCCAGUUGGUCCUGUUCUUCUAAUUUGAACAGAGUAUCGAACUGAUAGAAACAGCAACAGGGUAAACAUGUAUAGCUGCUUUGUAAUUUUGUUGUGUUGUAGGUGCCUGACAUGCAUCUGUAUAUAAGAUAAUGUUGCAGUGCUCAAACACAGGUGCAGCACACAAAGUAAUUCUCAUAUAUAUAUAUCAUUCAAAGUGUGUACAUACUAUAAAUGAAUGGCAUGCAAAUUUUUGUGCAAAUUGUUUUCUGGCGAAAGAUGCAGGGAUCUUACCAACUGGUGACUGAUGGAGCUGUAUUGCAUGAUGGAUUGCUAGUAAGCAAGGAAAAUGAAGGUUAAUCUGCAGUACAUUGGCUUUAGGAAAUUCCCAAAGACACAGAAACCAAAAAUUAAUAACAUGAGUAACAUGACAGGACUCUGCAAGUUUGAGUGCAUUUGAUCAUGCCUUUUUGUGCCAGCAGUAUCAGGGUAAUUAUAUUGUCAUUUGUGUGUGUAAUGUGACUAGAAGAUCAGGAUGAAUAAUUCAGGGGUUAUGAUUUAUUUAUGCAAGAGAGAGAGAGUGUGUGCAUGCAUGUAUUUAGUUUGCCCAGACUACAUGAGACUGCAAACAUGUCCCUCUGGUGUCUGUAAAUAUGGAUACACAUGUCCAGAAAAAAGUGGCUAUCAAAACCAAAGAUUUUGCAUCAGUCUUGCAGAGGGGAGUGUUACGUUUGUUUUCAAAAGCUGCUUGGCACCAUAAUCAUGUGAUCUUUAUAAGCUUAGCAGUUUUGAAGUAAGUUUUUUUUUCUUUGUCCAUGUACAGUGGUUGUGUGAUUUAGUUUUGUAGGUGUUUCUUGCAGCAGCUUUAAGAAGGGUACCAUGCUCUAAUCUUUUGCUAGGAGUGGAAGUUAGCAUUAGGGUGCAUGUGGAGAAGGUUGGCAAACAGUCAAGGGGUAAGGAAAUGCUAGGUAAUGUUAUUAGGUCAAAUUAUUAUGAUGUCAAGUGCUUCCAUGACCCUCCCUGGAAUAAACGAUCAUGGAUGGAACCACGAAUUUUAUGUCAAAGGUUGCAACACACCACUGACAUAAAGUACAGUCUUAAUUCCCCCUCCCCCUUUGUCUUUCUUUUUUUGUUUUGUGGCAAGGAUUACCAAGAAUGAUAUAUAGGUUUUUCAUGGAGGGGUAAAGGCUAGAAUGUCAUUACCUAGUAAAUUUUUGUUACGUUCUGAAACAUAGGAGAUUAAUAAAACCAUAAGUUGGAUAUCUUGAAAAAAAAAAUGGAUUUUUUUGUUAGUUUUGAAGUUUAUAAUUUGCAUGUGCAUCCAAGUGAGAGAGAGUUUUAAGGGCAUUAAUAUAAUUUUUAUUUAUGUUUCUUUUUACUACUUAUGGACUCUGUACAUCAUACAGACUCUGUCAUAAUUUUUUAUUUUCAAUUCUAUAGUAAUUUUUUAUUUUUAAAAUACCGUUAAAGAGCUUUGCAAAAACCUCAUUUAAAGAAAUUAAUACACAAGCUACAUCUUUAGCAUUGAUAUUUUCUUUCACAUGUUUUCUUGUAUUGUUGUUGCCUUAGUUGUUAAUAACAAUUAUCAAUUUUGUCACAAAUUAUCAGGGUUCGUUGUUUGCUUAAAGAAAAAAAACUAAUGGAAAGCAUUUAGCAAAAAUUGUUUGUUUUCACUGUCGCUGAUGCAGAUGUGAUUGCUGUGGUAUUCAGUGAUAAAUGUGUGUGACUGUACAUUCUGUGAUUUGCAGAUCGCAGAUUUCUUUUUCUGUUUUUUUGUUUCUCUCAAAUCUAAUAUUGGGUAUUUAUGUGUGCCAAAGAAGGUUUUUGUUCAGUUACUAAACCUUGCAAAGAAACUGGCAUUUUUUAUUGUUCCCAUGUUUGUCACACUAUCAUUUAUAAGAUUAAGUUUAUUCAUUUUUAACUACAGAAACAGAUUACAAGUGUUAAUUGGAGAAGAGACUCGGUCAAUUUAGUGUUAGGAAGAACCCAUGUAAAGCUUUGAAGUGUAGCUCCAGACUCAAAAGCAUGCAGCAGUCUGUAAUUAUUACAUACACCUAUCAAAAGCAUCAGGAUUCUUAAAACAUUAGUGUUUUUUUUUUUAUAAUCCCAGAACAUUUUCCUCAAAAAACUUCCUAGUUGUAAGAGUUUUUUUUUUUACCCCAAAAAUCUACUUUUGAUAGUUAUCAUAAACAUAAAAAAAGCAAUGUGGUUAAAUGUUUCAUUAGUAUUGAAGAAGCUUUUGCAUUUUUAUGGACUGCUAUGUUUAAGACCAUUAUCAUGCCACUUGUAUUCAUCAGCAAAUGUUGCUGCAUUGUGCAAUGGGUCAGAGCUUCAUACUCCCUUAGAAAGCUUUGCUGAGGCAUUCUCAAGAGAAAUUAUUUAUCCCUUCUCCUUUUUUUGCAUAUGUCAAGGAGCUAAGCCACAAGGAGUCGUGGCACACAUUUGCCAAGUUUGCAUGGAUUGGCAUCCUUUUCAGGCUUUGUUAUUCGUUUCUAGGAGGUUGCUUACAGAACACAUUUCCUUAAGGUUGCAUAACAUAUUAAGAUUGUCAUGCAGAUUCUUGAGUUAUGUGAUUCAAACAAAUGGUAACAGACUGGUUGAAUGUUAUUUAAAAACUGUAGCCUUCUAAGAGUUUUGAUAACUGUCUCUGUUUAUUGUUCCUUUGUGUGCAAGUGAGACAACCCACCUAAGAGAGUGGAAGGAACAACAAAAAGUUAGUUUUACAAAAAGAGACUUUUUAAAAUGUAUUCUAGUUACUUGCAGGGUAAAGGAUGAUCUUCAGUUGCCCAUCAAUUCAAGCAAAGUUCUGGGGUUAAUGUUUGACUAUUGUUAAGUUUGAUCAAGUGAAAACCAACAGUUAUUUUAAAGCCAAACAGAAGUUUUCUGGGCCAGAUAUCCGCUUUGGCAGUCAUGGUCUUUGUUAUGUACAAAUACAUGCUUAUUUUUUUCAUUGUCUAAUUCUGCCUGCCUACUUAAAUGGUGUACAUACUGGAUAAUGUUUGUACACAUUAUGUAGAUGAAUGAACCCUUCUCCAAAGAGGAAAAAAAAAAUAAAUCAACGUCUCAUGCAUUA